Messenger RNA from Gastrolobium bilobum, 1591 nucleotides. Its product is annotated as transcription initiation factor TFIID subunit 8-like. The record is from RefSeq and is a predicted model, not a curated record. Gene Ontology annotation, cellular component: transcription factor TFIID complex. Bases 312 to 1259 code for a protein of 315 amino acids. NCBI's taxonomy places the organism in Eukaryota, Viridiplantae, Streptophyta, Magnoliopsida, Fabales, Fabaceae. Gene Ontology annotation, molecular function: protein heterodimerization activity. The transcript is spliced from 2 exons.
UUGCUCUCUUCAAAGCGACGUGUCCUGUGGUGCAAACCACAUUGUUGUUUCGGUUCACUUCCUUCUCUGUCUCUCUCUGAAAUCAGAAGGGGAUUUUCAUGAAACAGAAAAAACCCUAAGAUUGGUCCUGGGAUUCCAGCCUAAAGAUUCCUUAUAACUGCAUGUUCCACCGGUUCCUGAACCAGGAAAGGAACUAGUAUGCGCCUCUUUAUUCCAUAUCAAAUCAAGGACAAAUCCUGAUUCUAGGGUUUUGCAUAGGGUUCUGAGUUCUAUCGUCCUUCUUCUUACCCGUCGUUUUUAAACUAUUCCCCAUGAACCCUAUGCAAAACUGCAGCACCACAAAAUCCACAUCAAAACUACCCCGAAGGCCAAAAAGCAAAAAGAAGAAGGAUUCAAGAGUAAAUGAUGCUCAAGUAGCUGCAACCCCAUCAGAAUUCUCAUUUGCUAUAGCCAAAAUUGCAGUUGCUCAGAUCUGUCAGUCAGUUGGUUAUAAAAGGUCCAAAAGUGAUGCUCUUGAAACCUUAACUAAUGUUUCAACAAAAUAUCUCCAAGCCAUUGCGAGAUCAGCUGCCUCAUUUGCUAUUGCCUCGAAUCGUUCUGAUUCAAACCUCUUUGAUUUCAUCAAUGGCAUUCAUGAUCUGUCCUCUGUUCAAGGAUUUCCCGGUGGUUCAGAGUUGCACAAAAGUAACCUGCUGAGGUCUGCAGCUCUGAAAGAGAUGAUGAAUUUUGUCAAACUCUCUAAUGAAGUACCAUUUGCCAAACCAAUUCCAACAAAUAAUGUUUCUGUAAGCCAAAAUCCGGCAACAACCAUUGAUUCUGGCACAUCAAUGUGUUGCUUUAAGAAAGCAAAAAAACAAUGUUUGCAUGUACCAAAAUGGCUCCCAGAUUUUCCUAAGGAAAGCUUAUAUAAGAAUUGUGAUCAGGUUUUGGUUAAGGAGAGGAAAUGUGGUGAGAAACUAUGGGAACAUUCACUUGCUGUGGAAUAUUGCAGUGGUAAAAACAGUGGCGUACUACAAUGCAGUGACAUUAAUGGAAAAGAAACGAAAGAGACCAGGAUGGAAUUGGCAAAGGGAAGAGGAAGAGUGAAGUUUAAGAUUGGAGGGGAGGAAGAGAAGCAGUCUGGAUUGGGUGUGAAUAUGAUGAAUGGGGUUUGUAAAGGAAGGAAAAGAGUGUCUUGGAAUCAUGGUAAAAUAAAUGAUUGCAUGGUUGAGGAAAAUGAAGAUGAAAGGAGUGCAUUUAAGAGGAAAAAGAUAGCAUAAUUGUUAUGCAAACAUGUUUAUAAUUGUUCUAGAAACUUUUCUUCAUGGUGUGCUUGGAAUGUGAAAGAAGAGAUAGAUAUGAAAGAAGAAGAAGAAAAAAAAAAAGUUUAGCGCUUCCUAUGGUUUGAGAGUCGAACCCGGGUCAUAGACUUGAGGUUUGUACACGACAACCACAGCAAUAGUUCGAAAUUGUUUGUUGUCUUUUCAGUCUAUUGUAUUAUAAAUCUUGGAUUGAGUCUUUCCGAGAUUAUAGCUUGAUUUUGGCGCUUAGGAAAUUGUCAUAGUUUAUUUUCUUUCAAAGAACAUAAUUUUGGAAAAUAGCAGAUUAUUUU